AACUUGCAAUUCGGGGGCCCACUGCCUCUUUAUACGAGGCCGUAUUCAGGAAAGGAGGUGGCUUCGCUGCCUGCUGUACCGCUUCGUAGCGAACGAGCUUCAGUGACAUAAAUUGCUUUUUCGGUGGGUACCUGAGCUAUUUAAAGAACCACCUGCAUUUCCAAGGUACAAAAGCAAUCGAAGCUCCUCAAAGGCUGUCCGGAUUGCACCAUACCAUAUCGGAGAUUGACUGCCCAGCAUGGAAACUGUCAAGAAUGUCCUCCAGAAGGUGCACAUUGGCGGGGAGAAAGAAGAGAGUGCCCCGCCAAAGGAGCCCACAGCAGCAGAGCUCGAGGAGCUCAAGGAGAAAUACGCAAGGGCAAAGCAAGAGCAAGUCUUCGCGUUCUACGAUUCCCUCAGCGUAGCAGAGAAAGCUGCCCUCUACGAACAACUAUCAUCCUUCGACCCAGACCACAUCAACACCAUCACCGACCGAGCUCUCAACCCGCCGAAACCCAAAGAUGCUGACAAAGAAUCGGGCCUCGAGCCGCUCCCAGACUCUGCCACAGCCAGCAUUCUCGACUCGAAGCCUGAAGAUAUUGAGAAGUGGUAUCAGUCGGGUCUGGAUCUGAUUGCGGAGAAUAAGGUGGGCGUGGUGCUCAUGGCAGGGGGCCAGGGAACGAGGCUGGGAAGCUCCGCUCCGAAAGGCUGCUUCGACAUCGGUCUGCCGUCGUCGAAAUCCCUGUUCCAGAUCCAGGCAGAGCGGAUACGCAAGAUCGAGCAACUGGCGCGCAAGAAGGCGGGACAUGGAGCAGAUAAGAAGGUCGUGGUUCCCUGGUAUGUAAUGACCAGUGGCCCGACGAGAGGUCCGACGGAGAAGUACUUUCAGGAGCACGAUUACUUUGGGUUGGAGAAAGAGAAUGUGGUUAUUUUUGAACAGGGUGUUUUACCUUGUAUCUCGAAUGAUGGCAAGAUUCUGUUGGAGAGCAAGGGCAGGGUGGCGGUGGCUCCGGAUGGAAAUGGAGGUAUCUACCAGGCUUUGGUCACAUCCAAUGUUAUGGGUGAUAUGCGGAACCGGGGUAUCGAGCACGUUCAUGCCUACUGUGUGGAUAACUGCUUGGUCAAGGUUGCAGAUCCAGUCUUCAUUGGCUUUUCCGCCUCCAAGGAUGUCGAUAUUGCAACCAAGGUCGUUCGAAAGCGUAAUGCUACCGAAUCAGUUGGUCUCAUUCUGCUGAAGAAUCAUAGACCAGAUGUUGUGGAGUACUCUGAGAUCGACAAGGAGACUGCGGAGGCAAAAGAUGCUAAGCAACCUGAUGUUCUGAAGUUCAGAGCUGGAAACAUCGUCAAUCACUACUACUCCUUCCGUUUCCUGGAGUCGAUCCCAGAAUGGGCUCACAAACUUCCACACCACGUUGCUCGCAAGAAGAUACCCUAUGUCGAUACGGAGAAGGGGACUACGGUCAAGCCAGAGAAGCCAAAUGGGAUCAAGCUUGAGCAAUUCGUGUUCGAUGUCUUCCCCAUGUUGGAGUUGAAGAAGUUUGCUUGUAUGGAGGUCAAGCGUGAGGACGAGUUCUCGCCUUUGAAGAAUGCGAAGGGUACUGGUGAGGAUGAUCCGGAUACUAGUAAGAGAGAUAUCAUGCAGCAGGGCACGAGAUGGUUGCAGGCUGCUGGUGCAACUGUUGUCAGCGAGGGUGAUGAAACUGGUAUCGAGGUCUCGCCCUUGAUCAGCUACGGUGGAGAAGGACUGGAGAAGCUGAAGGGCAAGACUAUCACAGCUCCUGCAGUGCUCGAGAAGGAGCCUGCCUAGGGGGUAUAUGACGAUGAUUAAAGUUUCACGGUUACGAAUAGACGACACAAAAUGAUACUAUACCAUUUCUUGAGAUCAAUUGAAGUCUUGGUGGGGUUGAAGACCCCCCCUUCUCUAUCGUCUUGAUGAAUUGGGCACUCCUACGAGCCUAUGAUUGGUGAAAUAUGGUUGACAGAAUCCUGGCUGAUUCUACGCAACUUUAGAAAGGUUCUCAAUGGCCACAGAAGUGCUCUAGAAAGCUUACUAUAGCUUUUCUUGAUAAUCAUUGAGGUCGUCAUGGGGUUGACAGCACCCCCCACGUGCCAAAUGAAUAAAUAUACCGAUAUGACCUUCC
Molecule: messenger RNA, 2120 nt
Organism: Hyaloscypha bicolor E
Lineage: Eukaryota; Fungi; Ascomycota; Leotiomycetes; Helotiales; Hyaloscyphaceae
Product: UDP-N-acetylglucosamine pyrophosphorylase
Exons: 2
Coding region: 239-1786 (515 amino acids)
Biological process (GO): UDP-N-acetylglucosamine biosynthetic process
Molecular function (GO): UDP-N-acetylglucosamine diphosphorylase activity
Source: RefSeq, a predicted model, not a curated record